ACAGAGUUGCUUUGGCACACAUGCCAGGUUUUUGACAGCCAACAAACAGGCUGGCAGACAAAAUUGUUUUUGGAGUCGGCACCGAUAAAACCUAAAAUUGUAGUUUUUAGGAAAAUUUGGACAACGCACGUCAAAAAAAAAAAAUAAGCGAAUACGGCGCAAAUAAGAACUUGGCGCACUGCUCACAUUUCUUGUUAUCUUUUAAUCACACACACACACGGCGAGUCGCAGAGGAGAAUCCAUAGAAAAUGCCGUUGCCGAGCGGUUCCUUCUCACAGCAGGGUGGUCCCACAUGCUUUGAUAAGAUGAAGACUGGCUUCACCAUUGGCUUCUGUGUGGGCAUGGCCAGCGGUGCUCUCUUUGGUGGCUUCUCAGCACUCCGAUAUGGACUGCGAGGACGCGAGCUCAUUAACAAUGUGGGCAAAGUGAUGAUACAAGGCGGGGGCACUUUUGGCACCUUCAUGGCCAUUGGCACGGGCAUACGUUGCUGAAAGUUCCCAACUUCGAUGGCAUUUUGGUUAAUGAGACUAACUAAACUAAAAUCACUACCCCAUCCCCCUCCAGAUCCAACUAAAAAUAAGUUAUCGAGUUAUGUUAAAAUGCAUAUGCUGUUAAAAUUAUGCUAUAAGUUAUUGCAAUAGACGAGUUGUUAAGCCAA
Molecule: messenger RNA, 658 nt
Organism: Drosophila innubila
Lineage: Eukaryota; Metazoa; Arthropoda; Insecta; Diptera; Drosophilidae
Product: reactive oxygen species modulator 1
Exons: 2
Coding region: 249-491 (80 amino acids)
Biological process (GO): protein import into mitochondrial matrix; protein insertion into mitochondrial inner membrane
Cellular component (GO): TIM23 mitochondrial import inner membrane translocase complex
Source: RefSeq, a predicted model, not a curated record